UCAAAUGUUUACACUGUAACAAAGAAAUGGCACAGAAAUCAAACUUAGAACAACAUAUGAGAAUACAUACUGGAGAAAAACCCUAUCAGUGUUCCUAUUGUGCUAAGAGAUUCGUGCAGAGCAGUGCUUUGUAUCAGCAUGAAAGAUUUCAUAGAAACGAGAAACCAUACACGUGUUCACACUGUGAGAAAAAAUUUAGUCAGAAAGGUCACCUGAGACUGCACGUGAGAAUUCACACAGGGGAAAAACUGCUUUCGUGUCCACAUUGCAAGAAGAAAUUCAUGUCAAAAAAGACUCUAUCCAAGCAUAUCGAAGCCCACUCAGCCGAUGCAGGAGAACAUCCAGAAAACACCUCUUGUGCCUCGGAAAAUGACCAGAAUAUGUACAGUCUCCGACCUAGGUUGCAAAAGUCUUACCAUAAUGUAGUCGGUGACUUUAUCAAGUCGGAGUAUGAACCAAUCUUUGUAAAGUCAGAAGAACCAGAUAAUGAUGUCAAAAUGUAUGACAUGUAUAGGACGUGUAUAAUGGAAGAAAAAAUUAAAGUAGAGGAACAUAUAACUGUAAAAGAAGAAAUUGUGUCAGACUGAAUGUUUAUGAAGCAACUUUUUAAAUAUGAUUAUCGUUUAUAUGAAGGUAUUGUAUGGGGGCUGCACAUAAAAAGAGCUGAAAGAGUUUAAUUGUAACUAUCUAGAAAAUGCCAUCAAACUUUGUAAGCAUAAAAUGACCGUAACUGUAGCUGUUAUGGUUUUAGUGUAGCAUGAAUUGUGUACUUUUGAAUAUGCAAACAAACUAGUAUUUUUAGUGUAAAAAAGAAAGAAAUUCCUUAGAGGAUGCACUGUCUUUGGUUGUUAUCGAUGUUAGAGUAUAUUUUCUGGUUCGAUAUUGGUUAAAAGUUAUAUCAUUUAUAAGUAUAAUAACGAUAAUAUGUUAUUCAUAUACAUGGUAAUAGAAGUAGUUAAACGGGUCAUGCUGGACCAUCACCACAGUGUGCUUGCUCAUGUCCAGGUGCUGAUCAGGAGAGGGCCAGGGGAGACCAAGAGUAAUUUGCUGGUG
This is a messenger RNA of Penaeus monodon (black tiger shrimp), 1053 nucleotides long. RefSeq names its product gastrula zinc finger protein XlCGF49.1-like. The record is from RefSeq and is a predicted model, not a curated record. Bases 27 to 587 code for a protein of 186 amino acids. Gene Ontology annotation, biological process: regulation of transcription by RNA polymerase II. The transcript is spliced from 2 exons. NCBI's taxonomy places the organism in Eukaryota, Metazoa, Arthropoda, Malacostraca, Decapoda, Penaeidae. Gene Ontology annotation, molecular function: DNA-binding transcription factor activity, RNA polymerase II-specific; RNA polymerase II cis-regulatory region sequence-specific DNA binding.